AUGCUAGUUAUACAGAGGCUUAUACGCUGUAACACAUUUCAAAGCCCCAACCUGUCAGGCAUAAAAGUAAAUAGAAGGUGGAUAAGCCAAACUAAAGCUCUAUUAAACCAAGAUGAAUCACAAGGUCCUAAAACUAUAAAUGAUACCACCACCAUAAAGUCAAAGAAGAAUAGAAUAAAUAAACUCAGUGAUCUAGUUCAAAUCAAAGCUGAUGGGCCUCCAAUAUCUGACCCUAAUCAAAGAUUAUCACCUAUAAGUUUUAUCAAUCAAGGUAAAUAUAAAAUACCCAAAGAUUGGCGUAAAGAUAAAGAGAUGCCAGAAUGGAAGAGACAAAAAUUUGCACUUAAUGAAAAAUUCGAAGGAAAAACAUGGAACCCAGCAAAAAGGCUUUCUAGAGAAGAAAUGAAUGGUGUACGAAUGUUAAAGCAAGAGUUACCAGAUAUGACAACCACAGAUAUUGCCCAAACAUUUAAAGUUUCACCUGAAGCCAUUAGAAGAAUUUUGAAAUCAAAAUGGACUCCAACUUUGAAAGAAGAAGAAAAUAUGUUUGAUAGAUGGAGAAAAAGAGGUGAGAAGGUGAAAGUUAUUAUGUCCAAAAAAGAAGGAUCCUCUUCAAAAAAGAUUUCAAUUUCAGAGAAAGAUGGGUAUCAAGUUAUAAGCAACACCAAAUCUAAGAGAAGAGAAAUUGAUCCCACCACAGGAGACUCAAAGACUAUGAGAUUCAAGCAUAAAAAACCUUUCAAGAAUGCAUCAAAACCUGUUAAAAGGCUACAAGACAUUAUGUUUUGA
Molecule: messenger RNA, 789 nt
Organism: Hansenula ciferrii
Lineage: Eukaryota; Fungi; Ascomycota; Saccharomycetes; Phaffomycetales; Wickerhamomycetaceae
Gene: RRG9
Product: mitochondrial ribosome assembly protein RRG9
Exons: 1
Coding region: 1-789 (262 amino acids)
Cellular component (GO): nucleus
Source: RefSeq, a predicted model, not a curated record